This is a messenger RNA of Polypterus senegalus (gray bichir), 1253 nucleotides long. RefSeq names its product phosphatidylinositol 3,4,5-trisphosphate-dependent Rac exchanger 2 protein-like. The coding region runs from base 986 to 1252 and encodes 88 amino acids. NCBI's taxonomy places the organism in Eukaryota, Metazoa, Chordata, Cladistia, Polypteriformes, Polypteridae. The record is from RefSeq and is a predicted model, not a curated record. The transcript has 2 exons.
CUUUCCCCCGUCAGCCGCGCGUGCGUUCGGCGUGGGGGGCUUGUGUAUUGCGUUUAUGCGGCGUCAGGUCCUCGCUUGCUUGUAGACACCGGUUCUAGGGCUCCUCGUGAGAGGCGCGUGCAAAUCCCUUAAUGCGCGCAGCAUUCGAGGUGUUAAUUAGAAUUGAAUUAGCGGCUCGCCUGCAGACUCCGACCGGCCCGCCAUUCACGAAAAGCUCGGCUUGGCGGCUCAGCGGUCAGGGAGCGUCCGUAAAUACCUCACCGCAGGCAUCAGCGUACAAAGGCGAACGGUGCGCUCCCCAAAAUAACAAAAGGAUGUCGUUUACGUGGGUAACGUGCUGUCAGCACAGCCGGCGGAUGGAAACAACGGGGGGCCCUGAUAACAAGCAACGGAUCCCUUCAACUACAACUCGCCGUGUCAUUUCCUCGACAGCCUCUUCUUUGUUGUGAAUGGAGCGAGGACGCGCCAGUUUGGCUUUUUGUACAUUUUCCUAAUGUAAAUAUCACUUCAGAUUUCUGCAGGCUUAUGUCACCAUACCGGCGACAUCUCACUAGACCGAGUGCGACAAAAGGAGUCGGCUGUCUCUCUCUCUCUAGGUGACGCUUGCAGGCAUUUUGUCGACGCCCCCUGUCUUCCGGGGCCGCGCAGCGCGAAGGGAGGGCUGGCGCGCGCACGCGCGUGCAGGCAGGCUCACGAGCUCCAGUCAGUGUGAAGCCGCCUUCUGUCUGCGCCUUUGACACUUGAAAGUUUGUCCGCCGCUCGCGUCCUCCUCACACAGCCAUUCGAGGCGAGCCGUCGGGCUGGGAACGUGGUUCGGUGCACCGAGAGCAGCACGGGAGGGAUGAGCACAUCGCGAACCUUCGGGUAACGGCGACCCCCCCACGGCAUUAAAGUUCCCGCUGGAGCUAGCGGGAUGGAGUAGGCUGGAGCGCUUGGUUAGCGCGUGCUCAACUCAACCGUAGGACAGGAGCGAAGCGGAGAAAAGAUGACCGAAGACGCCGUGCCGGACGCUUCUCUGCAGGCGCCUAAAGAUUUGGAGCGGCAGCUUCGUCUGCGACUCUGUGUCUUGAACGAGAUUCUCAAAACGGAGAGAGACUACGUGGAGAACCUGCUCUUCCUACAGUCGACUGGCAGUAACACCACAGCCUGGCAUUUCAAGGCCCCUAUCUUGUCCUUUAAGGGUUGGCCUUCUUCCUGCCACUCGCCCUGUCAAACCUGCAACACAAAGUCUCCUCUUCACAAAACAAACUGAC